Messenger RNA from Kickxella alabastrina, 546 nucleotides. RefSeq lists its product as uncharacterized. NCBI's taxonomy places the organism in Eukaryota, Fungi, Kickxellomycota, Kickxellomycetes, Kickxellales, Kickxellaceae. The record is from RefSeq and is a predicted model, not a curated record. The coding region runs from base 1 to 546 and encodes 181 amino acids. The transcript has 3 exons.
AUGUCGCCCAGCAGUUGCACCGUGCUGAUUGUCGAUAAACAGUUUUUAAAGGGCGUCUACUAUACUGGCGGGUCGGGAGGCCCCACGAUGCGAGCUGGCCCGGCACAGGACGAUGUUGUUUUUGUGCAGGAGCUGUUGGAGAUAUACGGCCAAGUGGUGGCUGUCGUGUCAGGAGACACUGCACUGCAGUGGAUCUUCAACCACAGGGGCAAUAAGGCGAUAAUUGUGCUUAUUGACGUCGACGAAACGUACGACCAUAGCGAAUCAACCAUUGGCAGCAAUAGCAGCAACGAGGAUGACGACAACUACGACAGCAUCAGCAACUUGUAUGGCCCCAUCUACACGCCUCUUUCCAGUACCCAGGAGCAGGAGCAGCAGCAGCAGCACCAAAAUGUCAGUGCUGAGUCUGAAGGAUCAGGUCCGUACGGACUGGCGCUUUUGCGCGUUAUUGCGCACUAUGUGGCCAUCGGGUUUUCCGCAAUGUGGCUCCAAUUGGAAGUAAAUCAGGCGCGUCGUGUAGUCAAUAUUGCGCGAAUUGGCAGAUAG